AUGUUGCCACAUUAUAGAGCCAAGAGAAGUGAUGUACAGUUUGAAGAACAAGGGACCAAGGACAAGCUCCCAAGGAACUCCAUAGCAAACAUGGCAAAAGGUAGUCACAGGAGACUGCAUGCCAGUGAUGAAGACAGCUUGUUCUCUGUUGGCAAGGUACAGUACAUCUUGAUUAUCAUUAUGCUUGGAGCGAUUCUCUUCAACAUCCUUACAAUCACCAUCAUCGUACGUGUACGCAACCUGAGAAAGAGUCCCCAUAAUAUCUUGGUCUUCAACCUGUCCGUUGCGGAUCUGGGUGUGGCGCUGGCCAGUAUGACCUUCUCACUGGCUUCUGUCUUCGAUGGUGGAAGUUUUUUGAGAAAUCACGAUGAUGUGUGCAAAAUGAAUGGAUUCCUCUCCAUCAUGUUCUCAUUCACCAAUCUUCCCAUCAUUCUCUCCAUCGCCGCCGACCGUCUCCUUAUCGUCGUUUUGUCCCGCCGGUACCCUCCAAACCGUAGCCGUGUCUUGGUCAUGGUCUCCUUGUCCUGGCUCGUCGGGAUAUUCAUAGCAUCCAUCGGUUUGGUGAUCGGGUACGAGUACGACCCCAGCACGAAGCACUGCACUCGGAUCUGGGAGAAUGACGUCCUUCGACUCGGUUGUAGCAUUCUUUAUCUGGGAGUGACGCUCCCGUGUCUGGUCGCUGUCUACGUCGUCAUCGCGCACUUCAUUAGGAAGGAGGGCCUGAGUCUUCGAAGCCACCAGCUUUCGUCCUCCAUGUCCACUUUGAAGUCGUUGUCGAAUAUGCCAAAUAAGAGCCUGAGCCAGUCGAUGGACUUGUGUGAAGAAUCAGGGGUGACCCUUCCCCGGACAGCCAUGAGGAGACGCCAUCCUGAUUCAGCCGAUGAUGAAGACGAUAUCAGCUCCGGUAGGGAGUCGUACAGUAUCGGGAACAUCAACUCGACGACGAGGAGGGAGAAAAAGGCAAAGAUGAAGAGUCGACGGCAGCGCCAUGAGGCCCACAAACGGGUCAUUCUUAUGGGAGCGCUGCUUGUUUUCACGACUGUCAUCUGCUGGACUCCAUAUUUGUUGUAUCAUUCAAAUUUCAUCCGGGUCAGAGAGGCAGAGGGAUAUUGGUUUGGUGUUUUCACUAUGUGGUUAGGCUACUGCAACGCCCUUUUGGAUCCUCUCAUCUAUGCCCUCCUCAACAGACGAGUCAGGAAUGAACUGUGGAAGCUAAAAAGAAAGACAUUUGCACGUUGGCAAUCCUGA
Messenger RNA from Lytechinus variegatus (green sea urchin), 1248 nucleotides. Its product is annotated as octopamine receptor beta-2R-like. Lineage: Eukaryota; Metazoa; Echinodermata; Echinoidea; Temnopleuroida; Toxopneustidae. Gene Ontology annotation, biological process: G protein-coupled receptor signaling pathway. Gene Ontology annotation, cellular component: membrane. The transcript is spliced from 5 exons. The record is from RefSeq and is a predicted model, not a curated record. Gene Ontology annotation, molecular function: G protein-coupled receptor activity. Bases 1 to 1248 code for a protein of 415 amino acids.